GGCAACCUGCUCAAUUACAAGUCCUGCGACGAGGUUUGGCAGCUCACUGUCAAGGAUGCGGUCUUCCGGGGGACUGACAGCGCUGCCGGUCAACAGGAUGGCACUCCUCCCCCCUCGGCCGGCGGACCCGGCACCCCGCUGACCAUCAGCUGCUUGCAGAUCGUGGCAGUGCCGGUGCCGCCCAACUUCCGUCCCGCCAACUAG
Messenger RNA from Fonticula alba, 204 nucleotides. RefSeq lists its product as hypothetical. The record is from RefSeq and is a predicted model, not a curated record. Lineage: Eukaryota; Rotosphaerida; Fonticulaceae. The annotation marks the transcript as partial. The transcript has a single exon. Gene Ontology annotation, cellular component: transcription factor TFIIA complex. Gene Ontology annotation, biological process: transcription initiation at RNA polymerase II promoter.